CUAUUGAAUGCAUCAAACGUUUCACGAAAGUUUUCGACAAGUGGUUCAAGUUUGUCUAUAUCAAACCUCCGUAGAUCAUGUCCAGGGCAACUUUUUAUAAGUUCUCCGGGAUUGUGUCAAGACAAAUUCUUAUAUUGUCACAGAAUAAAGAAUAAGUCCAUAUUUACAAAUUCGAUAAGAUUCUAUACUGUUCCUAGCACGUUUAACACGGAGAAAACACCAAUAGUGCAAGCUCAGGAAGUUUCAUCAAGUGCUGAUACCACAAAUACUCUCGAAGUUGUCCCAAUUAAUGAAAUUCUUGAACCCGCUACAUCUAAUGUUACGGCCGAGACUGUUAUGAAGCUCGGUGAUCUAAAAGCCAUGGGUCUUGUACAUUACACUCCCGUUGGUGGAGUAGAGACCUUUUUCGAAGCUAUCCACGUUUUGAGCGGCAUACCAUGGUGGGGAACAAUACUUUUCGGCACAUUAAUAGUGCGUUUGCUUUUAGUGCCCAUCUCUAUUGAUGCGGUGCGUACCAAUGUUAAAUUAAUGAACAUUCAACCGAAAGCAAAAAAAUUAAUGGAUGAAAUAAAAGAUGCGAAGAAAUAUUCCGACACCGCUGUGAUGCUUCAAAAGGCUGAGCAGAUGAAAAAUUUGUACAAGAGUCAUGAUACUAGUCCGUAUAGGGGUCUUGUUCUUACGUUGAUUCAGGCACCUAUAAUGAUUAGUUUCUUUUUGGCAACGAAGAAGAUGGCAGAGUUUCCAGUAGAAAGUUUCAAAACUGGAGGCAUGCUCUGGUUCACAGAUCUUACCAUUCCUGACCCCUAUUACAUAUUACCAGCUUUGACGACUGCCGGCUUUCUUUCAAUAGUUGAAAUGGGUAGCGGAGUUAACAAAGUCAAAGACGGUCAAAUGCAAACAUUGAGAUGGUUUAUUCGUGGAAUAACUGUAUUAUCCUUUCCGAUUACAAUGAAUCUACCAUCAUCUGUUCUCGUAUACUUCACGGGUUCCUGUUUCUUUAGUAUUUUACAAACGAUGGCACUGAAUAACAAAGGGAUUCGUGAAUACCUCAAGAUACCUAAACAAAUACAUGUACCAGAAAGUAAAUCAUCGUCAGAACCAUCGGAAAAUAAUCCAUUUCUGAAUUUUUUGAGCAAGUCAAAAUCAAGUCAGCAAGAAGAAUUACCAUUGACACAAUCACUUAAAUCCAUAAUACAUUCAUCAAUAAUAAUACGAGAUAACAAUCGAAUUUUUGUGCGAGGAAAUAGUAAUAAUGUUAAUGGUGGAAAUGCGGUUUCCGAAGAAAACUUAGUGGAUCAAGGAAAAAACAAAGAUGAAGAUACGGUCGAUAACUUGGAUAUUGAUAAGGAUGAAGGCGUUAAAAUUGAACAGCGGUCGUCGGCUGCAACUUCUUGGACCAAGACCUUGCGUAACUUAUUCCAGACCACUGAGGAUAUUGAUGUAAUAUGGAAGGAAUAUAGAUCGAUAGUGGAGAACGGAAAUUUGGAAGGCAUGGACAGAAGACUCAUAAAUAGGUUACUGAGUUCAAUCAAAAAAUUUGACAAAGAUCAUUCCAGCUGCCUGGAAAAAAUUCAAAUGGUUCAUAAUGACAUGAAUGAAGCAAAGAUGGAAAUUGGGCAAACUGUUCGUAAUUAUCUAAUAGAAGCAUAUCUGAAUAAUAGAAAUUUAGAUAAGGCACGAAUGGUUUUUGAAGAAAUCAAGGACCUGGAAGGACCACUUGGGAGAAUACCGGUAUGCCCAUAUCGUACUGCUUGCAAUAUGAUGAUGAAGGCGUACGGAUACCGACACCCGAAGCUGACAAAAGACGGAAUGCCCCGAAAUGAUCUUCAGGAGGUGACUUUUAUAUAUUCCUUAAUGCACGAGAAACAAAUAUUUCCCGAUGUAGAGACCAAAAAUAUUUUAGCGGGCAUUUUUGAAUUUCAUUAUCACCGUAAUUCAAUUCAAUGGUUUACCGAAUUAAUGGACAAGAGACUCGUGGACUCCAACUUAGUAAAAGAAAUCGUGCUCUUUUUGAUUAAAAAAAAAAACCUCAAUGAUGCAAUUCGAAUAUAUGAAAAAAUGAGAUCGCUUGAAAUGAUUCCCGGUCCUUAUAUCUAUAAUUCACUAAUCGAUCAACUCGGAAAGCAAGAAAGGAUUGAUGAAGCGCUACGUCUAGCACAAGAAAUGGAAUCAUUGAAUGUGCCUCUUGACACCGUGUCAUACAACGUGCUGAUUAAGACCUAUGGUCUCACGGAAAAUCAUGAAAAGAUAAAAGAGCUUUUUGAUGAGUUGCUUUCAAAAAAAGAAACGAAACCUAGCUUGCGAACUUUCUCGGAGGCAAUAAAUGCUUAUGCAAAACUGGGCAGAGUAAAUUCCGCGCUUUGGGCAUUGGAUAAAAUGCGCACCCUUGAAAUGAGACCAGAUCAAUUUAUCUAUACCUCGUUGAUCGAACUUUUUUCCAAUGCAAAUGAUACACAAUCUAUGGAAAGGGUUUUUCGUAACAUGUUGGCGGACGGUGUCAACCCUCUUAAAAUCACUUAUGGCAUGUUAACCGUUGGAUAUUGCCGUGAGAACGAUAUAUAUAAAGCAUUCCAGAUUUGUCGUAUAAUGAUCUCAUCUGGUAUAGAGCCAGAUGUCUACAUAUACAAUGCUCUAAUAUCGCUUUUUGCUGAAAGGAAAGAUCCAAAUAGCGCAUCCAUCCUAUUUAAUGAAAUGCGCGCUUACAACAUCGUCCCAGACACACACACAUAUACGAAUCUGAUUCAUGCAUAUGCUAAAGCUGAGGAUAUACGUAAAGCGGAGGAAAUAUUUAUGGAUAUGGAGCUUGCAGGAGUAAAGCCGCAAACCAUCACCUACAAUGUAUUAUUAAAUGCAUACGUAGAAAAAUUAGAUAUGACACGCGCUCAAAAGCUUUAUAAUGAAAUGCUGGAAUCAUUUGUACGUCCUGAUGUAUACACUUUUUGUUGUUUGAUAGAUGGAUUCUGCGAAAUAGGCAAGUUGGAAACGGCAGCCGCACUUUUCAAGCAUAUGCAGAACAACCAUCAACUGGAACCAGAUGCUCACAUUUACACGGUGCUCAUACAUCGUCAUUUACAACACGGUGAUUUUAAGAAUGCAAGGACGCUCUACGAGAAUAUGAUAAAGCGUCGCAUAAAACCUACGUAUGUUACAUAUGCCGUGUUAAUUCAUGGACACGCACAAUAUGGAGAUUUGGAGUUUGCCAAGAAGAUUGUCUCGGAACUAGUAUUUCAAAGCAAAUUAUCGGAGGAAAAAAGUGACAUACCUCCAACAGUAUUUACACCUCUCAUGGAUUCAUACGCCAAACUAGGGAAAAUCAAUGAGACCAGGACGAUUUUUGACACAAUGUCAACGUUGGGUGUUUCGCGUAACGCACAUGCAUACGUAAUCCUCAUGGAUGCUUACCGUCGUAUUCGCAAUUAUGAGGCCGUGUGGCAACUAUGGCAGGGUUUGCGCAAGGAUUCUCAAUUGACGACAUCGCACUUGACAUUAAUAGAAUGGGUUGAAUCGCAUAUAGUUAGGUCAGAUCCUAUACUUCCACAAAAUGUGAAACCAAAUUCAGGAAUUACAACUCAAAAUGAUUUUUCGGAAUCAUUGCUGCAUUCCUUUGACUCACCUCUCAGUUCCCUAUUAAAAUCCCAGCUGCCACCGUGUCAUGCGGUUUCUGUUAUGAUCGACGCACUCACGGCAAUAGGACGAUAUGACGUGGUUCAAGAAGAAUGGAAUAAGCUGGCUCAAGAGGGUUUCGAAUUUGAUUCACAUAAUUGGAAUCAUUACGCACAAAGUCUCAUAUUGUCCGGUAAAGUCAAGGACGCUUGUAGCAUCAUAGACAAAUAUUUGAUGGAGGGAUGGAAUCAACAGGUAGAAAUUUGGAAGCAUUUUGAUCAGGAAUAUUCCACAGAGUCCCUGAGAGAGAAAAAGAGACUUUUAAAUCUUGUUGAAAAAUUCCCACAUCAAAAAACAUUAUUAAUGUUGGCCGACUCGUUUGAAAAAAUGAAAAAUCAGGAUUGGUUCAACAUGCCGGAUGUGACAAAAACGCCUACCUCCAUACUGUUAUUGAAUGAAAUUGAGGAAGAAUAUCCAGAGGUUUCGUAUGCGGCCAAGGAAACUGCAAAGUCCUGGAAAAUUCAACGAAGAAGGUCCAAUUACGAAAAUUUAGAUCAAGGUUAUGAAUAUAAACAUGUCAACUAG
This is a messenger RNA of Acaulospora morrowiae, 4188 nucleotides long. The record is from the annotation of a GenBank genome assembly. Lineage: Eukaryota; Fungi; Glomeromycota; Glomeromycetes; Diversisporales; Acaulosporaceae.